AUGUUGAAACCUGCUGUGUCACACUCCGAAAAAGACCAAUUGGAGAUAAAUACGGCCUAUCGUAUCAAAGAGCAGAAUAUCUUUCAGCUCAAUAUGAAACUCCAAAAAUGGGAGAGACUAGAUUUAUCGGAUUCCUUCACUAGGAAUUUGAUUAUUGAAAUCAAUGCAGAUGAAUCAAAAAUGCAGAAGUUCAACGAAGAUGUUUUGAGAAACCAGUUUGAUCCAAGAAUCGUAAGUUUGUUUCUGAAAUCCAAGUUUCUCCCCAUGGCUGAUGCAUCAAAUCAACGUUUCACCCAACCAACAAAUACUCCGGUUGUAUUCGGAAAAAGUCCGGAGGAAGCAUCCGGAGGAAGAAGUUUCUCUCAGCUACAAAUCAUUCCUCCGCCAAUCCCUUCGGACAUACCAGCUCAAGAGAACAACUACACUAAGAAAUCGAAGGACUGUCCAGUCUUUUCAUUGAGCAAUCAUAUCCCACUGGAAACGUGUCAGAUCCCACCACAACAAAAUCGGGCGAUGCCACCACAAAACCAUCAGGUAGCCGCUCCGAGCAAUUUUAUGAGAUCAAAAAAUUGUUUGAUGCCAAAUCCACAAAACUGUUUGAUCCCACAACAAAACUGCCAGAUGCCGCCGACAUAUAACUGGCCGAUGCCACCACCACCUUCUAGGGCAGCACUGCAGAACAGUCCGGUUCAAUCACAAAACAACCAGAUGGUCCCUCCGAACAGUUCUUGGACAUCACAGAACAUUCAGAUCCCACCAGGAAAUGUUUCAAUGCCUUCGAAGAUUCCCCAACUGGCACCGUUCAACGUUAAUGCAUCAGAAACUCCCUUUCUGAUGCAGAAUCAGAAUUUUCCUAUGCCAUUUCAACAGAACUCGAUGUCCUCACCGUUCAAUCCAAGGGUCUUCCCAAACAGUGAGCUACCACCUAACAGUCCCAUGACAUCGGGAAAUCUCUCUGUGGUCCCUCCGAGAAAUCCGACGGUGCCUCAUCAGAACCUUCCAAUAACAUUUCAAACAUCUCACAUGGAACCGAGGAAUAUUUCGAUGGUAUUCCAAAACAAUCAUCCUAAAGCUCGAAACGUACCGAUGAUGCCACAGAACAAAAUCGUGGAACCUUCUCCUAUGGCCCCGUUUCACUUUAAAGGACCACCACCCAAUAUUCAAGCUCCGCAAGGAUUUCCGCCAAUUUUAUGUCAGACCUUCCAGGGACCACCACCAAGUAUUCAAGGUCCAGGAGGAUAUUCGACAAUACCGCCACCGAACAUUCAAAGUUCAGAAGGAUACUGGCCGACUCCACCACGAACAGUCCAGGGACCACCAUCAAUUAUUCAAGCUCCACUAGGAUUGUUGCCGAUUCCAUCACAGAACGUUCAGGGAACACCGCAUAAUUCUCAUGGACCACCACCAUAUUCCCAGAGGCAUACACACGGCUUCCCACAUGGACCCCCAAAAAAUCAAAAUCAUGGGAACGGGAAUGAACCGCAAUCAAUGAGACGCUCGAUUCCGGUGGUGAAAGUUUUGGCUCCCCAUUCGAAACCUAAUGUCGACGACAUAAUGAAAAUCGACACUCCAUCAACGACAUCUUCUAACGAUACUGUACCAGAUUGGGAUAUCAUAACACGAUUUUUCAGCAACCACGGAGACGUAACUGCUAACUUGAUGGAUACUCAGAAAGCAAGAAAUUUGAACCAACAAGAAAUUCACAAGAACGAGCAGGAUUUUUUAACAGAUCCAAUACCAGAAGUGCCAGUUGGUGAGCCAUCAGUUUGCGAGAGACAUGAUGCCAAAACUGAAAGUGCUUCGAUUCCUUUGGAGGUGGUUUCUACACAAUCAAAGAACAAGACGGAUCGAAACCCAGACAACCUGGCUCAAUUGCCAAUCACUACUGAAGUGUCUUUUCUGGUUGACACCACAGUCGAAAUUACUGACUCUGAGCAUGAGCCGAAGAGCAUCCUCACUCCAGAAGCUGACGAGCCGACUCUUCCAAGAAAAGAAACGGUGAAGGACGAUGUGGCCACCUCGAUCGUUCCAGUAACGUUGUCUGAAAGUGAUGUAUUUCAAAACAGUCCACGCUUGUGCAAGAAUCUCCAUGCAAAGCCAACAGCCGCUGACAGGGGAGUGAUGGGAAAGAAGGAGCAUGCAAAACCAGACACCUCCAAAUGUAAGGGGAAGAAAAAUAGAAAUGGUCACAAGGCACCAUCUCCCUCACCAAAGCCGUCCAUGACAUCACGAUAUGCGAUUUCUGGAUCUCCUACCAAACCAAACAUCUCUUCGCAAGUUGAGAAAAAACCAGAGAACGUUGAGCACAAGAAAGUCAUCACUGCAAUCAUCAUCAACGCUCCUGCUUUGAAAAUUGAAUCGAACAAGCAGAAUGAUGUUAACGGCUCAGAAACUCUCAAAACUAAGCCAGAGGACGAGCCAUCUUGCAGCCUUCAGCCUGAAGAAAAUAAUGGCAAAAAGAAGAAUAAGAAAGCAAAGAAGACAAAAUCUGGCAAGGAAACAAACGUGGAGGAAGAUUUUGAUGAGUUACUGAAGAGAUUCCAACUUGAAGAUGAGAAGAACAAGAUUUCUGAUGGAGAUACUAAAACGAAGAGUGCUCCCAAGACCACGAAACGGAGAACCAUCAAACAGUAUCGCCAAGAAAAAGCUGAAGCAGAAGCAGAAGCAGCGAAAGCAGCUGAAAAAGCAGCAUCUCCCAUCGAACCAGCCAUCCAGACAUUGGAAGAUCUAUAUGAGUUUGAAAAUUUUGAUGAAGAGUAUUGUGUUGUUACUGACAUACAAAAUAUUCACUACCCCACGGAUCUUCCAGCAAUUCCUGAAGAAGUUGUCACAAGAGUGCAAAAACAAAUAGAAGAAUUUGUGGCAGAUGUGAAGGAAUGUAUUCGAGAAGGCAAUCGUUUGCCUUACUGGCCGGAUCUGGAAUUCAAAUUGGAGGACAGUUUGGAUUUGGAGAAAGUUAAUCAGGAUGUCCUCGAUUUCUUCAGCAGUAAAUUUAGCGAUCUUCGACGCUCCGACACCCCAUGGGCACAAUUUCGAAGAUUGUUUUACUCCGAACUGGUUAAGGCCUUUGUGCCCCAAAUCUGGCCAGUUUUUGCAGUAUUGUUGGAAAAAGGAAAAAAUGGGAGCCUGAAUUUUAUGAGAGAAAUGUCAAUUAUCAGCAAAAUUUGCAAUACGAAGGAAAAUAAAAAUUUAGACCGUAUAACCUAUUUUUCAUUCUAG
Messenger RNA from Caenorhabditis briggsae, 3219 nucleotides. Bases 1 to 3219 code for a protein of 1072 amino acids. The record is from RefSeq and is a predicted model, not a curated record. The transcript has 9 exons. NCBI's taxonomy places the organism in Eukaryota, Metazoa, Nematoda, Chromadorea, Rhabditida, Rhabditidae.